Molecule: messenger RNA, 1149 nt
Organism: Leptomonas pyrrhocoris
Lineage: Eukaryota; Euglenozoa; Kinetoplastea; Trypanosomatida; Trypanosomatidae
Exons: 1
Coding region: 1-1149 (382 amino acids)
Source: RefSeq, a predicted model, not a curated record
AUGAGCUUCGUUCCUCCGCCUCCGCCAGGUGUUGUGGUCCCGGCACCGCCGGCCGCCACACCCGCCCCCUCGGCCGCCUCAACCGCCGUAAAAGUCGUCAAGCCGGGAGGGGUAGCGUUGGACAUGUCCGACGUCUUCGGCCCUCCGAAGACGGGUGCGAAGAAGUCCCUGCCUCCGUGGGAGCUCAAGAAGAAGUCGCCGUCGCCCGGCGCUGCCAAGCACGCCUCGGACGACUCACUCAAUCCUCCUGCGGACGUCGCAGCAAGGAGCUCCUCCCCACCGGUGCCCGGACAGACGGUGUGGCCGUCCGCGAAAGUGGCGGGCAAGAUCGUCUUCAAGUCCACUGCCGAAAGAAGCUACCCCUCCCUCAGCUCCCUUCCCACGGCAGGAAGCGGGGCAGACGCGGCCAACGCACCGGCCGCUGCCACGCGCAAGUCGCUACCCAACGCCUUCUUCACCGCCUCCCCGAACCGCAGCUCUUCUCCCCCACUGGCGUCUGUACGGGCCAGCACCGUGCUGCCCGCAGCGACUGUCACGGCCGCGCCAGCCGCCUCGCUUCCCCACGUCACGUGGCUCUCCACAGCAGGGCCCGUGCCGGCCGGUGCGGAUGCGGUGGCUCAGUCGACGCUCGCCUCUGCUGCCGCCACGGGUGUCCCUCCGCAGCCGGGUGCGACCGCCACGCAGCCAUCACCUCCGCAGCCCAGCAGCGACCCGGCUGCCCGCGCCGCGUCUGCGCGCAUUGUCGAUGAAGCCGUUCGGGACAUCCGACUGCACCUUGCCACGCCAUCGCAUCCCGUGGUGGUGCCACACCUGUUGUUUCAAGGAAAGGAGCAGGUGGUGGUGGUGCCGCCGCUCGGGCCGGUGCCGCCAAAGAAGAAAAAUGAGAAGGCGGUAACGGCGAAGGGGAAAUCAUCUUCGGUUAGUUCGGCUACCACGGCAACCGCCCCUGGAACGUGGCAUAACGCGUACGAUCUGAGGCCCUCGCCGUCGUGCGACCCCGAGUAUCAUCGUUGCUACUCGUGCACGACGUGUGCGGCAGGAGGACGGUCGACAAAGCCUGCGUGGCGGCGGGGGUACUUUCAAAACGUGGACGUGCACCGCUACAUUGUUCGGCGCUACCUUGGGGAGCCGCCCCCGGUGGAGCACUAG